AUGCCGGUGGAAAUCCCCAGUUUGCAGGAGCUGAACGUGGAUGAGGUCAAUGUAUCAUCUGCGGUGCUGAAGGCGGCCGCUCACCACUAUGGCUCCCAGUGUGAUAAACCCAACAAAGAGUUCAUGUUGUGCCGCUGGGAGGAAAAGGACCCCCGGAAGUGUCUCCAAGAAGGGAGGAAAGUCAACGAAUGUGCGCUCAACUUCUUUAGGCAAAUCAAGGGGAAUUGCGCCGAGUCGUUCACCGAGUACUGGACCUGUCUGGAUUAUUCCAAUUUGGCCGAGCUGCGCCGUUGCCGCCAGCAACAACAAACCUUUGACAACUGCGUGCUGGACAAGUUGGGCUGGGAGCGACCCGAGCUGGGAGACCUGUCUAAGGUGACCAAGGUUUCAACCUCUCGACCCAUGCCUGAGAACCCCUACCAUUCUCGCCCACGCCCCGAGCCCAACCCGACCAUUGAAGCUAAACUAGAGCCUUCCAAAUAUGGCAGCAGAUUGUUCUUUUGGACCUGGUGA
Molecule: messenger RNA, 513 nt
Organism: Nerophis lumbriciformis (worm pipefish)
Lineage: Eukaryota; Metazoa; Chordata; Actinopteri; Syngnathiformes; Syngnathidae
Source: RefSeq, a predicted model, not a curated record